AUGGAUUUGAUCAACUGGUCUCUGAAUGCAAUUGUCAUCAUCUUCUCGACGAGAAGUCCUGAGUGCAUAACAGCAUCUGUCGACUCUGUGUUAACAGUUCAGACUGAAGGAUCUGUUGUUAUUCCCUGUUAUUAUGACAGGAAAUAUGCAGAAUAUAAGAAAUACUGGUGCUUUCAUGCAAACAAUUUAUACAGUUCCUGCUCUAUUCUGGCGUAUGCUAAUGAAACCAAAGGAAAGGUGUCAGUCAUUGAUCAUCCAGAUCAGAGUUUCUUUACUGUGACUAUGAGGAACCUGCAGCAAGAAGACACUGGAGCUUACUGGUGUGCAGUGGAGAUUGGAGGAAUAUUUAAACUGGAUCAGAUAAAGCAGCUUUAUCUCUCAAUUCAAUCAGCUCCUGAUGUGUCUGUAAUGAACAGCAGUGUAUCUGGACAUGAAGGUGAUCAUGUCAGUGUUCAGUGUUUCUACAGUUCUGGAUACAAGAAAAAACUCAAACGCUGGUGCGGAUAUAAACAUCAGAAAUGUUUCACAGAGAAGACUGACACAUCCCAGAGUUCAUCAGUGCAGAUCAGUGAUGAUGGUGAAAGCUCCUUCACUGUGCUGAUGACUGGACUGAGACUCUCUGAUUCUGGAUGGUAUUUCUGCUCUGCUGGAGAUCAAAUCAUUCUUGUUCAAGUCUCUGUUACUGAAGCAGCUGAUGUGAGCACAGACAGCAGCAGUGAGAGCACGGACAGCAGCACUGAGAACAACAGAUGGGCUGUGAAGGAGCGUUUCUGUCUGUCACAGAAUAAGCGAUCACAGACUUAUCCUCGCCCUGUUUAG
Molecule: messenger RNA, 819 nt
Organism: Danio aesculapii
Lineage: Eukaryota; Metazoa; Chordata; Actinopteri; Cypriniformes; Danionidae
Product: polymeric immunoglobulin receptor-like
Exons: 5
Coding region: 1-819 (272 amino acids)
Source: RefSeq, a predicted model, not a curated record